UAUAAAUAUGUUUAGUGUGUUCACUAUGUUAAGAUUUAAUUUCAUGCUUAUUUUUACUGUAUACUUGUAUUUGAACAUACUUAUAGUAUUUGAAUGUGAAUCUGCACCAUCUAAGCAUCAAUGUGGUCAUAAAUUAUCAGUUUUAAAUGGUUAUGCGAAAUUUAUAAUAUUAGAUGGUGUAACCAUAGCUAAAAUAACUUGUCAUCAGCCGUACGUUCUGUUAUUUGGCAACGAAACAAUUACCUGUAUCGAAGGAAAGUGGGAUGACGAUUUUCCGAUAUGUGCUAAAAUUGAUCCAAUAAAUGUAUCUUGUGAUUUUGAAUCACCAGUAGAUAGGUUUUGUAGAUGGACAAAUUAUAUGUCUAACGAAGUCGAUUGGUUAAUUGAUGAAAUGUCCGUUCAAUCUAAUAGUAAUGGACGUCAUGUAACAAAUGGUUCUUCUCAAUAUUUUACUAAUCAUUAUUUAUCCUUGAAUGCGGGAAAUUAUGGAUCCACUUCUGUCGGGCGAUUGUUAUCUCCACCACUUGUUCCAGUUGCAAAUAAACAAAGCUGUUUACAAUUUUCGUACAAAGUUACGUCAGGUGAUUCACAAAAUCGCCCGACCCUGAAAGUAAUUUUUGGUGGAAUACCUCAUUGGGAAACUCACGAAGGAGAAGGACGAGUUACAAUUGGGUUAUAUCGGUUUAGCGCUCGUAAUAACAUCGUAAUUGAAGGAAGUAAUUGUAGAGCAGCUAUUGAUAAUUUGAUAGUUACAGAAGAUGAUAGAUGUACACAACGACCGUACAAUGAAGAGAUUGAUAGUUGUCAUGACAACUGUGGAAUAAUAUCAAACGGUGCUGGUUGUUCUUGUGAUUGGUCAUGUUAUAAAAAUAAUAAUUGCUGUUCAGAUAUACAAAGCAGAUGUCCAUAUAUCAAAUCAAUGGACGAUAUUUUUAAAUUAUAUAUAUAUACUAAAACCACUGACACGUCGAAAACAGUGACGACUACACCAAAAAAUGACGUUUUAAAUUUAUCCUGUGAUUUCGAAUCGUCAGAUGAGACAUUUUGUGGUUGGAAAAACGAUAUUUUUAAUAACACUGAUUGGCUGGCUGACAAAAUAUCAUUCGUUUUUAACAGUCGUCACGUAAUUCCUGGAUCUCUUAAAUAUUUUACAAAUAACUAUAUAUCUUUGGAUGCUGGAAAUGAUGAAUUCACUAACACCGGACGAUUGAUAUCUCCACCAGUUCUACCAGUUGGAAAUGAUCAAAAAUGUUUGAUAUUUUCUUAUAGAGUAACGUCGGGAAAUUCAACUGGUUCUCCAAUUUUAAAAAUCUCUUUUGGUGGCAUACCUCAUUGGGAAACUCACGAAGGACAAGGAAGAGCUAUAAUUGGGCUAUAUCAAUUUAAUACUACUUCUAGAAUUGUAAUUGAAGGAAAAAGAUGUAAAGCAGCCAUUGAUAAUAUAGUUAUUACAGAGGGUAAUAAAUGUAAUAAAAAACCUUACGUAGGAGAGAUCGAGAGUUGUCGUGACAACUGUGGAAAAAUAUCAGACUAUGUUGGUUGUUCUUGUGAUUGGAAAUGUCAUAAUAAUAAUAACUGCUGUCCAGACAUACAAAUCAAAUGUCCGUAUAUCAAACCUAUGGACGAUAUUUCUAGAUUAUAUUUAGCUACUACAACUCCUGCUACACGGGUCUCAAUGAUGACUUCAGAAAAAAAUAAAAUCUUAAAUGUAACAAUUAUUCCCAAAAAUGGAUUCAACGAUACAACAACAAUAAUUAACAUGUCUACUUUAAUGAGUACUGACAAGUUAUUGAACACAACUCAUUAUAUUAAUUCAACAUUAAAUGGUUUAAGAAAUCGCCGUUCACCAAAGAUUGUCAAUUAUUUAAACAUAUUUACCUUUUCCAAUAAAAACUUGACUGACACACUUCAACCAAAUUUUGAAAACUCUCUAAUACCUUUAAAACAUAAUCAAAAUUUAAAUACAAACGCAUUUUCAUUCAACAAUAAUAAUUGUAGUAAUCUACCGGCUGUAACAACUGAGUUUAUUAAUCCUUUAGUGAACUUGAAAGAAAACGAAAAUGCUAUAUUGUUGUAUGUAUAUAAUACCAUUUAUGUUAUUGGAUACCUUGUUACUGUCGGUGCUAUGCUAUUCAUUUUAAAGCGCUCUUAUUAUUUUUUAAAGUUUCUUGUCAAGAAACCAAUCAAUGUGAUCGAUCAAGCUUUCAUUGAGAAAAAAAACUAGAGUUCUUAUUAGGUAUAUUAGAUAGAAAUCUAAUUUACAAGAA
Melanaphis sacchari is the source of this 2267-nucleotide messenger RNA. RefSeq lists its product as uncharacterized. NCBI's taxonomy places the organism in Eukaryota, Metazoa, Arthropoda, Insecta, Hemiptera, Aphididae. The transcript has 12 exons. Gene Ontology annotation, cellular component: membrane. The record is from RefSeq and is a predicted model, not a curated record. Bases 8 to 2224 code for a protein of 738 amino acids.